Pseudovirgaria hyperparasitica is the source of this 2491-nucleotide messenger RNA. RefSeq names its product monooxygenase. The record is from RefSeq and is a predicted model, not a curated record. Gene Ontology annotation, molecular function: oxidoreductase activity. The coding region runs from base 255 to 2246 and encodes 663 amino acids. Lineage: Eukaryota; Fungi; Ascomycota; Dothideomycetes; Acrospermales; Acrospermaceae. The transcript has a single exon.
UUCGUAACCGACUAUACCAUUAUCGUAGCCUGGCGAGCUCCAGAAUGCAAAUAUUGGGUAUGCACAUUGUCAAACGCCAUCUGGUCUUGCGAUACGAGGUCGCAUUUUCUAUCCCUGCCUGUCAUUUCCGGGGAUAACAAGCAUGUUGCGAAACUUCUGCAGCCUGUAGAUAGACCAGAACCAUUCCAGGAAAGCAAUCCCCGACUCAGCUUGCGCACUAAAACUCAACUGCAACCGCAUAGAGCUUUGUCUUCAUGGCUCAGGCACAACCAGUCCAACCUGUUGUGGACGUCGUCACAAAUGCUACCGAUCAUGGACCUUGUCAUGUAGCACAAUCUAAAAAUGCUUCUGAAGAGGCCGAGAAAUUGCAGAAGAAGUAUGAGGAGGAACGAAAUAAACGACUCCGGUCCGACGGCCUCUCACAGUAUCUCAACCUGAGCUCUACAGAGAACCCAAAAAUACGCCGCUACCUCGACGAUCCUUGGGACGACGGAUCUAUCUCUUCAAUUCCUUUGCAAGAUGGUGCUCACACCAAAAUUCUUAUUGUGGGUGCCGGUUUCGGAGGACUUAUGUUUGCUGUUGAGCUCAUCCGAGCAGGAAUUCCACAUGGUGACAUUUUGAUGGUCGAUCAAGCCGCUGGGUUUGGUGGUGCAUGGUACUGGAACAGAUAUGCGGGCUUGAUGUGCGAUGUCGACAGUACUGUCUAUAUGCCUCUUUUGGAGGAGACAGGCUACAGAGCAAAACACAAAUAUGCAUAUGGUGAGGAGCUGCGCGAGCACGCCGAGAGGAUUGCUACCAAGUACAAAUUGAGAGAUCGUGCCAUGUUUCGAAGCGAAGUCCACAGUUCUCAGUGGGAUGACACUACGAAAAUGUGGAAGCUGAAGCUUACACAGCGCUCUCCCAAUUCGAACGACAUUUCCGCUGCCGUAAGCGCUGACUUCGUCAUAUUCGUGCCAGGGCUUUUCACGCGCCCAAAGGUCCCCAAUUUGUCGGGUCUAGAAACCUAUUCUGGCAAAAGCUUUCUCACCUCGCGUUGGGACUACGAAGUAACAGGCGGAAACCAAGAAAACCCUUCUCUCGAAAACUUACGAGACAAACGGGUCGGCAUCAUCGGUACUGGCGCCACAGCCUUACAAGCUGUUCCUCAUCUCGCAAAAUGGAGUAAGCAUCUGUAUGUCUUCCAACGCACGCCAUCUUCCGUGGAUGUUCGCCGCCAGAAGACCAUCACCGACGCGGAAUGGGCAAAUGUCACCAAGUCUGGACCUGGAUGGCAAGCAGUACGGAGCAGAAAUUUUACGUCCUUCACAGCUCGCGUUGAACCGUUGCCAGAAAUCGACAUGAUCUCCGACGGAUGGACUGAUUUCCCAUCGUACCACGUCCUUACUGGUGGUGGGAAGCCCGUGACGUCAGAAAUGGUAGCAGCACAUAUUGCCGACUCACACCGUUUGGAUCUUCCGCGCAUGGAGAGAAUUCGCGCGCGGGUCGAUCAAGAAGUCAAGGACCCAGCUGUUGCUGAAAAACUUAAACCCUGGUAUGCGGGAUGGUGCAAGCGGCCCGGCUUUCACGAUGACUAUCUUUCGACCUUCAACAAACCCAAUGUCGAGCUCAUCGACACAGCGGGACGAGGAGUGGAUGCUAUCACCACGACAGGUGUGCAAGCAAAUGGGCAAGUAUACGAUGUGGAUGUCCUCAUCUUCUCCACAGGCUUCGAAUCUGGCUUCCAUUUAGACCCUGGAUCUCGAUGCGGAAUCGAAGUCAUCGGGCGGGAAGGGCGACGAAUGGCGGAUAGAUGGGAGAAGGAGGGCACGGCAACACUACACGGUAUCAUGAGCCGUGGCUUCCCCAACUUAUUCUUCACUGGAACACCGCAAUCCGGAGUUUCGCCCAACUAUACCCCCUCGCUGGAGAUCUUUUCGCGGCAUACGGCCUACAUCAUUUCCGAGGUUGAAAAGAAGCGAGCAGUGCUCCCAGAAUUGAGAGUCGCGGCAGAGCCUCAUGCGGAUGCUGAGAAGGCUUGGGUGAUGGGCGUGCUUGCCGGGGCAUAUUCACUGGCUCCACUGGGUCAUUGUACACCGUCAUAUUUCAAUGCGGAGAGUGAUGUAACAAAGCUACCGAUGGAAGAACAAGUCAAAGGUGCUGUAACGGCAGCUUGGCCGGGAGGUAUAAAUGACUAUCUGGAUAUACUCCAAGCUUGGAGGGAAGCUGGUGAUCUUAGUGGACUAAGCAUCACACUGACAAGUAAAUGAGAUGGCGAUGGCAACAUGCCUUUACAUUCCUUGACGUCCUCAAUUCUAAUUAAAGUACGCAUGCAGAAUCUCCAAUCAGCCCGAUGAAGUUGUACGUACUCUUUCCUAUAAUAGAUACGAGCGGCUUCCAGCGAGAACAUUGCGUGAGUGCAUACUAUAAGCAUCUCUCGCAAGAUGAUCAUGCAGCCUUGUAUCGUAGACUUGCUCUGAUAUUCCGGCGAGUUUACUUGAACUACCGAUCCCUG